Molecule: messenger RNA, 3238 nt
Organism: Manis javanica (Malayan pangolin)
Lineage: Eukaryota; Metazoa; Chordata; Mammalia; Pholidota; Manidae
Gene: WNT7A
Product: Wnt family member 7A
Biological process (GO): neuron differentiation; multicellular organism development; positive regulation of JNK cascade
Cellular component (GO): extracellular region
Molecular function (GO): cytokine activity; frizzled binding
Source: RefSeq, a predicted model, not a curated record
CGUUUCCCACACUUGCACCGGCCGCUCGCGCGCAGCCCGGCGUCGCCCCGCGCCGCGCUCGCUCCUCCCUCCCUCCUCCCGCUCUGUGGCUCCCGCGCUCCCGGCGAGGCUCAGGCGCCGAGCGCGCGGACGGGCGCACGGACAGACGGCCCCGGGGACGCCUCGGCCCGCGCCUCCCGGGCGGGCUAUGUUGAUUGCCCCGCCGGGGCCGGCCCGCGGGAUCAGCAGAGCCCGGCCCGCGGCCCCGGUGGCCAGCGGGGACUAUGAAUCGGAAAGCGCGGCGCUGCCUGGGCCACCUCUUUCUCAGCCUGGGCAUGGUCUACCUCCGGAUCGGUGGCUUCUCCUCGGUGGUAGCUCUGGGCGCGAGCAUCAUCUGUAACAAGAUCCCAGGCCUGGCUCCCAGACAGCGGGCGAUCUGCCAGAGCCGGCCCGACGCCAUCAUCGUCAUAGGAGAAGGCUCACAAAUGGGCCUGGACGAGUGUCAGUUUCAGUUCCGCAAUGGCCGCUGGAACUGCUCCGCACUGGGGGAGCGCACCGUCUUCGGGAAGGAGCUCAAAGUGGGGAGCCGGGAGGCUGCCUUCACGUACGCCAUCAUUGCUGCCGGUGUGGCCCACGCCAUCACGGCCGCCUGCACCCAGGGCAAUCUGAGCGACUGCGGCUGCGACAAGGAGAAGCAAGGCCAGUACCAGCGGGACGAGGGCUGGAAGUGGGGUGGCUGCUCUGCCGACAUCCGCUACGGCAUCGGCUUCGCCAAGGUCUUUGUGGAUGCCCGGGAGAUCAAGCAGAAUGCCCGGACUCUCAUGAACUUACACAAUAACGAGGCAGGCCGAAAGAAUGCGUCGAGUCCCCAACCCGACGUGACAUGGUGGCAGCACACAAUCCUGGAGGAGAACAUGAAGCUGGAGUGUAAGUGCCACGGCGUGUCGGGCUCGUGCACCACCAAGACGUGCUGGACCACACUGCCGCAGUUUCGAGAGCUGGGCUACGUGCUCAAGGACAAGUACAACGAAGCAGUUCAUGUGGAGCCCGUGCGCGCCAGCCGCAACAAGCGGCCCACCUUCCUGAAGAUCAAGAAGCCACUGUCCUACCGCAAGCCCAUGGACACAGACCUGGUGUACAUCGAGAAGUCACCCAACUACUGUGAGGAGGACCCAGUGACGGGCAGUGUGGGCACGCAGGGCCGUGCCUGCAACAAGACAGCGCCCCAGGCCAGUGGCUGCGACCUCAUGUGCUGUGGCCGCGGCUACAACACCCACCAGUAUGCCCGUGUGUGGCAGUGCAACUGCAAGUUCCACUGGUGCUGCUACGUCAAGUGCAACACCUGCAGCGAGCGCACUGAGGUGUACACCUGCAAGUGAGCCCGAGGCCGGGUUGGCUGCCUCCAGCUGCAAGUCAGACUGCGGGGAGGACCAGACAGCACCGAACUGCAGUCGCGGAGGCAGUUCACGUCCCAGAGCUUCACGGGGACCCACAGGAAUGCCGAGCUUGUCUUUCCUGCUGUGGGGGCGCCUCCCCUGGGUUUCCUGCAGGCACCCGUGGGAAAGUUCUCUCCAGAGCCCCUGACUGUUCUAUUCCACACCAGUGCUGCUCCACCCGACCCCCGACACGGCCCGGGAUGCUCCUCGGCUGGAGCCGAGCCUUUCACAGCAAAAGGACUCAGGACCCUUGGGCUGCAACAUAGCAAUAUUUAACAAUUUAUUCUGAUAAAAAAAUAAUAUUAAUUUAUUUAAUUAAAAAGAAUCCUUCCACCUCGUCGGGAUCCAUUUUCUGCAAAGUGGACAGCUUGCUUUCUUUGCGGGUAAUUUUGUCUCUAGGACAAGGAGCGGAGUAGAACUGUACAUACUUAUUCUUUACGCAGAUAUUUCUACUAGUUGAAAGUUCCCCUUUGCAGCUGUAGAUGUUUAAGUACAAGAGCGAGUGUCCUUUAUACAUAUACAGAUAUAUAUACACACACACAUAUUUUUUUGCUGUUUGCUGCUACUUAUCCAGAAAUUUAAGCUGGUCCAGAUUUGGAGAUGUUUUCCAGAAUACAUUUCCCUCCCGUUAGUCUUCUCCAGCUCAGACUUAUACCACUAGAAAAAUUCAGUUUGGAGUAUACAGAGAGAGGAAAGAUAAUAACAAAUGCCCAGCAGUUUCCAUCCUUUGGAAAGUGAGCCACUGGAUAUUUUGUAAGAGACUAUUUUUAUAUGAAUGUUUUAUUUAUAUGGAGUCUGCUUGUAUCAUUCCAUGGCCUGUGCUUCUUCUAAAUUCUGGUUCACUUUGGAAGGAGGAGGGGUGUGGCCUGGGGGUGUGGCCAGGCCCCCCGGGGACCCUCACGUAGCUGGGCUCUCAAGUUCUGCUGGCCAGUCUGGCAAAAGGAGCGCCUGGGCUGUGGUAUCACUGGUAUUACCCAAAAGAGGAAUCACCCCCCAGCCUCAGCUUGUUAAGCUCAGGCCUUUUGAACAAGGUCACUGAGUGGUGACCUCAUGCCACGCCGUGUGUUGGGCAGUCCCGAGCCCUUGGCAUUGUGUGACUGUCACCUGCUCAUUGCCACUUGGCAGAAGCCAGCUCAGGGAGCUGCUCCUCGCCAGGAUGCCCUGCCCCUGCUGUGUGUCCCCGGGGGUGAGGGAUCCCAUGGGCAGCAGGGCCCAACAAGGCUUCCUGGAUUGCAUAGCCCCAGGGUAGGCUGGCAGAGCGGUAUGGAAGAGGCCUCUGCUCUGCAUCCACCUACAUCCGGUGCCUCUCAACCUGGAAAGCUCUCCUCCGGAAGACUGUGGAUGUCCUAAUGUGUGCCCGUUUGCAUUUCUGUGUGUGUGAGCGCAUGAACGAGCUUAGGGAUGCUUGGGGUAGUCACAUGACUUUGGGCCUUCAAGCAGUUCCGGGGUGUGGACAUGCACCCAUCUUAUGUGCUCACAUGUGUACCCCGCUACCCACAUGUCCCUCUUCAUGUGCCUCAGAGCUUUAGGGUGUGUGUGCAUGUGGGCUGCUCUUGUGCAUCUGCUGGUCCCAGGCAUCUCUGCUUGCAGGUGCUGGCUUAUGGUGUAAGGCAGACUGAAGGGAACUUUGGCAAUUGUGUUGAGCCAUCAAGAGACGGCACUUCUGAAUGCUGUGCCCGUAGACGCUGGUGAAACUCAGAGGCCUCUGAGACCACAGCCUGCUGGCCCCACGCGCCGGGAGCCCCUCAGUGUCUGGGCUGUGUUGGACUCCCCAGGGUCAGCACUGGGCCUGGAUCAUAGCAUGGACAAAUAAAAUGGCUGGA